Molecule: messenger RNA, 1869 nt
Organism: Lodderomyces theae
Lineage: Eukaryota; Fungi; Ascomycota; Pichiomycetes; Serinales; Debaryomycetaceae
Gene: SDH1
Product: succinate dehydrogenase flavoprotein subunit
Exons: 1
Coding region: 1-1869 (622 amino acids)
Biological process (GO): tricarboxylic acid cycle; mitochondrial electron transport, succinate to ubiquinone
Molecular function (GO): succinate dehydrogenase (quinone) activity; flavin adenine dinucleotide binding; electron transfer activity
Source: RefSeq, a predicted model, not a curated record
AUGACUUCUUCACGGAGAUGUCAAAUAAUCGCGUCCAAGAUACAUUCAAGCGAAAUCAAUGCCGGCAAAGUCUUUCAACACAAGUAUCGAAUCAUUGACCACGAAUAUGACUGCGUGGUCGUUGGAGCCGGUGGAGCUGGACUUCGAGCAGCUUUUGGAUUAGCUGAAGCCGGAUUCAGUACAGCUUGCAUAUCGAAGCUUUUCCCAACUAGGUCACACACGGUAGCUGCGCAAGGUGGUAUCAACGCUGCUCUUGGUAACAUGCACCCCGAUGACUGGCAUUGGCACAUGUACGAUACAGUAAAGGGAUCUGAUUGGUUGGGUGAUCAGGAUGCCAUACAUUACAUGACUAGGGAAGCACCGGCCUCUAUUUACGAAUUGGAACAUUAUGGAGUGCCAUUUUCUAGGAAUGACAAAGGUAGAAUAUAUCAAAGAGCAUUUGGAGGUCAAACUAAAGAAUACGGUAAAGGUGGGCAAGCUUAUAGAACUUGUGCUGUUGCUGAUAGAACCGGACAUGCGUUGUUGCACUCACUCUAUGGUCAAUCUUUAAGACACGAUUGCCAUUUCUACAUUGAGUUCUUUGCUAUGGAUUUGUUAAUGCAAGAUGGCGAGUGCGUUGGAGUGAUUGCUUACAACGAAGAGGAUGGUACCCUACAUCGAUUUAGGGCACACAGGACGGUUAUUGCAACCGGGGGUUAUGGACGAGCUUACUUUUCGUGUACCUCUGCACAUACAUGUACUGGCGAUGGGUAUGCUAUGGUUUCUCGAGCCGGAUUGCCAUUGGAAGAUUUGGAAUUCAUCCAAUUCCACCCCUCGGGAAUAUAUGGAUCUGGAUGUCUCAUCACGGAAGGAGCAAGAGGCGAAGGUGGCUUUUUAAUCAAUUCUGAAGGUGAACGUUUCAUGGAACGAUAUGCUCCCUCAGCAAAAGAUUUGGCAUGUAGAGAUGUCGUGUCUCGAGCCAUAACGAUGGAGAUUAAUGACGGAAGAGGUGUUGGACCUGACAAGGACCACAUGUAUUUACAGCUUAGCCAUAUUCCAGCUGCCGUUUUGAAGGAGCGGUUACCAGGUAUUUCUGAAACUGCUCAUAUAUUUGCCGGUGUUGAUGUUACAAAGGAGCCUAUCCCUGUUUUGCCAACGGUUCAUUACAACAUGGGGGGUGUCCCUACCAAUUGGAAAGGCGAGGUCAUCACAAAGGACGAAAAUAGGCAGGAUAAAGUUGUGCCUGGGUUGUUAGCCUGUGGGGAAGCUGCAUGUGCAUCGGUACAUGGGGCCAAUAGACUCGGUGCAAACUCAUUGUUGGAUUUGGUCGUGUUUGGUAGAGCUGUUUCUCAUACAAUUAGAGACCAAUUGACUCCAAACACUCCAUUGAAGCCAAUGGAGGCUACAUUAGGAAAGGAGUCGAUUGAAAAUUUGCACAAAUUGCGAACUGCCAACGGAUCUAAAACUACGGCGGAGAUACGGUUAGAUAUGCAAAAGACAAUGCAAAAAGGAUGUGCUGUCUUUAGAACGCAAGACACCUUGGAUACUUGUGUAGAACACAUUGGCCAAGUUGACAAGGACUUUGCUAACGUGAAAACUACGGACCGGUCCAUGAUCUGGAACAGCGACAUGGUUGAAACGUUGGAGUUGCAGAAUUUACUCACGUGUGCUACUCAAACGGCAGCUGCCGCUGCAGCAAGAAAAGAAUCUAGAGGUGCUCACGCGAGAGAGGACUAUCCUCAGAGGGACGAUGUUAACUGGUGGAAGCACACAUUGACAUGGCAGCUGGGCUUUGGUGCUGACGUUAAGAUUGAUUACAGAGAUGUGAUUAAACACACUUUGGAUGAAACGGAGUGCAAGCCAGUGCCACCAACUGUUAGAGCAUACUGA